AUGGUCAGCAUUCCUGGGUUCGCGAUUGUUCGGCGCCGAUAUCUCACAACAAGGCCCAGUAGGAAACGUGAGAACGAUGAGGGUUCUUGGCUAAAGGGUACGUUCCUUCUCAUUGUUAGCAGUUGGUUGAGGCCGCAGGAGCCCGAAGUUCGUGAUGUGGGGAGAUGCUUGUUACCCAGCCCAAAGAUCACUUUCCUCAUUGACAAGCCGGGAGAUCUUGUUUGCCAAAUUUGUCACCAUAGUCAGUUAGCGCUCCGCAAUGAGGCAGAGGCAAGAGGCCUAUACGUGGAGCUCUGGGAUAGUGUUCCCGCGAUGUUGCCCUGCGGGCACGUAGCGGGCACAGUGUUUGGAGACCUGGCUCCGGAUUACGAGAGCUGCCCCUUUUGUCGACAAGAGCUCGUCCAUAGUAAGUGCGGGCAUCAAGUACAACCCCGACAUCUUUUCAGCCAGAACGUAGCCUUUACGCCGAACUCGAUACCACAUGGAGGUAGCAUACCGGAAUUAUGUUACGCAUACUACAAGGCUGCUCUCUGGGUUUCAGCUGACGUCCGGUACCGAGCUUGUAAGCGCCGGUUCGAACAAGCAAGAAGCAGGCACCUUGCGUCUGAAAGCCAGGCAGACGCUAAUAUCCUACUGCACAUGAAAGUCGAUUUUGAGAAGGUGAUGGUAGAGGAGUUCUAG
Colletotrichum godetiae is the source of this 681-nucleotide messenger RNA. RefSeq lists its product as uncharacterized. The coding region runs from base 1 to 681 and encodes 226 amino acids. The transcript has a single exon. The record is from RefSeq and is a predicted model, not a curated record. NCBI's taxonomy places the organism in Eukaryota, Fungi, Ascomycota, Sordariomycetes, Glomerellales, Glomerellaceae.